AUGGCAGAAGUUCUCGGUCGCUCGAUUGCUCAAAAGCGUUCUCACAGGUUGUGGAAAGGUAUUGAGAUUUCUCGUGGGGUGGAACCAACAACUCAUUCCCAGUUUUCUGACAAUACGUCUGGGUCACAGAGGUCUUUAGCCAGACCUUUUGGGAUUAUAAUUGGUCAUCUACGUGGGAAAUUCCUUGGAACGCUGCUCUUUGCUGGAGCAGGUAAGGCAAAGAUUUGGAAAGGGCUUCUUGAUGGUUGCAUUGCAAAAAUGGAGGGCUGGAAAAGCAAGUGGCUCACUUUGGCUGGUCGCCUUCUGAUGUUGAAGACAACGAUUUCAAAAAUGCCAAUUUUCUCUAUGGCUUGUUUUAAACUCCCAAGCAUGAUCAUUAAGAAUAUUCAACAGAAAAUGAGAAAAUUUAUGUGGAACGGUAGUCAAGAUUAG
Cryptomeria japonica (Japanese cedar) is the source of this 432-nucleotide messenger RNA. RefSeq lists its product as uncharacterized. Bases 1 to 432 code for a protein of 143 amino acids. The record is from RefSeq and is a predicted model, not a curated record. The transcript is spliced from 2 exons. Lineage: Eukaryota; Viridiplantae; Streptophyta; Pinopsida; Cupressales; Cupressaceae.